This is a messenger RNA of Dendroctonus ponderosae (mountain pine beetle), 3179 nucleotides long. Its product is annotated as filaggrin. The transcript has 6 exons. The coding region runs from base 1174 to 2976 and encodes 600 amino acids. NCBI's taxonomy places the organism in Eukaryota, Metazoa, Arthropoda, Insecta, Coleoptera, Curculionidae. The record is from RefSeq and is a predicted model, not a curated record.
CCAUGUGAUUUUAACUGUGUCGUAAAAAAAUGCUAUGUUUACGACUGAUUAACACAAUGGAAGAGGUUGCAUAAACCGAUCGAAAAUAAUGCCGAAUUGCAAUGAUUUCUAACUAACCAAUGAAAAAUAAGCAGGUGCAAAUACUUUGUCACUUUGAAGAAAAAUGCAUUUGCUAUUAAGAAACCGUGAUCGCAAACUGAAUUUUUCUUACUGCUUGUAAAUGUAUUAAAUGCCGCGUGGAUUAAUAGAAACCUAGUCAAAAGACACUUUCAGCUAAAAAUAUCGUUAGAUUGUAAGUACCCGUGGUAUUGCCCCGGUAAUUCGAUUAUGGGAUUUUAGUUAGUAAACUGUGAUAAUCAAUUUGCGGAUUAUUCGGAAUUUCGUUAGAAAAAAAUUAGAAAGAAGAAAAAGUUAGAAAUUCGUUAAUGAAGCACAGUGCAGGGUGCCGCAAAUUCAUGUUUUUGCGGAUUUUUCUGCUGUGUGGAAACGCAGUUUACUGACGAGUAAAAAUCUGACAGAACGCAAUUUUAUAUUUGCGUUUAUUUCCAACCCAGAUCACUUUUUUGCUUUGUUUCAUUAAAAUGCCUGAAAACCUGCUUCACAAUAACAAUUUUUUUUUGGUUCCUUACUACAUAAGAACUUUUGAGUGCAAGAAUACAGAAACUUGCCUUUUCACUGAGUAUAUUUUCAUAAGUUUAUAAAACGUCUCCGGUUUAGUAAAAUACUUGCUGUUUUACUCAGUUCUAUGGCAAAGUAGCUAAGAAACAUUUGGGAAAAAACCGAAUUUCAAGCAACAUUUGGUCAUGUGAAGAUGUAGCGCCAAUUUUCAUACGAGUACAACACUGAAGGGGCCCAAUCUGUGAAAUUCGAUGUUCCACGCUUAAUCACAAAUCGAAAAAAAAACCGCUUCAAUAUGGCCACAUUUAAAUGUAACAAACGGUAAUAAAUCUUUCGCUUAAAACUGUCGCGCCAAUUAAGCAACUCCUAUGGCUCCUUCUAGUGCUAUUUCGACCCGAUUACCAUCUAGUUGCCAAAUAGUGGAGUGAUUUGAUAGUCGCAUUGCUGGAGAGGGGGAUUGUAUAUAAGCUUCUAUCUCAAAAAAUUUCAUGCCAGUAGUUCAUAAUAUUAGAUCUAAAUACAUUUUCGUACUGCAUCGUCCAAUGAUAGUCCAUAAUGAAACUCAUCGUAGGAAAUAGCAAACAUUGGCCGAUGCUUGUUUGCAUUCUUGUGCUAGUGUGUAUCAGUGCUAGUGUCGGUCGUCAUAUUCCACAGGACUUUGAUCUUGAAUCUUCCGCAGCGGAACCAAGACCGAUCUUCAUCGAAACGGGACCUUCGGCCGAAGCUCUUCCUUUGGUUUAUGAUGCAGAUGGGAGUAAUGGACCAUUAACUGAUGCCAGCGAGAAAGUGGAGAAGGUUUUGAAACCGGCACUCUCAUUUUCCUACAAUCCGCACCAGUUUGUUGAUCAAGACAGAGAGCCAGCCGAGUCGAAACAUCAGGAUCAGAACACCGACGCGGGGGGAAGUUAUUACAAAUAUUUGGAAACAGACGAGAAAAAAGACGGGGCAGUUAAAGAAAAAACUGAAGAACAAGCUAAGGGUGAUUUAGAAGCAGGAGGAGAAGGGGCUGAAAGUAAACAUCAUGAUAAGAAACACGAUGAUGGAGGCAAUCACAACGCGGAGUUCGAAAAGGGCGGUGGCAAAGAUUUCCACGCCCAUCACCACGGAGAGCAUGGCGACAAAGGAGAAAAAGGCUACAAAGGGCACCACCAGCACGAGAAAGCCUUGAAAGGCCACCACGACAAGGAAAACCACCAUCACGGCUACGGUGAGGAGGGAGCGCAUAAAAAGGAGCACCACCAUGAAGACGGCUACCAUGGAGAACACCACAAGAGCCAUGGCGGGAAGAAGGGCGCAAAGUUCUCCGAAGAGGGACAACACAAUAAAGGACACAGCACCAAAGGCUCUCACAGCAUUCACAAGAAGGACGAAUACGAGAAAAAGACCGAGUUCUUUGAGGAGGACCAUGAGGGAGGCGACAGCGAAAAGCAUGGAGGGUUCAGUCAUAAAAAUGAAUACAAAAAGGGAGGACAUCAAAAGAGCGGACAUAAAAAAGGAGGUCACCAAGAAGGGCAUCAUGGGAGGAAGGGAGCGAAUGCUAAAGGAGGCCACUACAGGGAUGAACACGGACACGACAGCAAAGGAGGACACGAACACCAUCAUCAACACGACACUAAACAUGGCCACAAGCAGGGGGCCAGCAAUGGAAAGAAAUGGGGAUGGAGGGAAAGCAAAGACAGUGGCGGCGGCGGCGGCGGUGGAGGUGGCCACGAUGAUGGUGGCGCUCACUCCCAUCAAACCUACAUCGUUCAAGCAGCACCGAAGAAUGGAGAAACUGCACACACUCAUCAAAGCUAUGCUGUGCAAAGUCCUCCUCCAAACCAUGUUGUGGCCGUAGGCAAGGCUCCCUAUCAGAACUACCAAAUAUCUCCAAUCUCCACCUUCGUUCUUCCAUUGGAAGGAGAACCGGAGAUCGGCGGGCAAAAGCUCAGCGAUGGAGCCCGCCAGCCUAGUGAGUACGUGGCCACUGCAGUACCCAAGAAGAACUUGAAGCUGAAAAAACGCAGACCGUCCCCAACUGAAGAGUUUCUAGCUGAUAAUCCAUACAGCAGUGAAGAGUCCAGAGAAUCGGACUCCCCAAGUUCAAUUUCACCAGUCGAACUGUUUAUUCAACAGGAAUCACUGAAGCAGGAAACGAAGGGUGGCGCCGUGUACGCUAAACCUGCCGAAUCCAAGAAGGUAACCAAGAAGCGAAGACUAAAAAAGAAGAAAAUCCAAAAGGACGCCAAAGCGGAAGCCAGCGGAAGAUCCGCCCGUGGUCUUCCCGACUGUCUCCAUGGCCAUAGACGAGAAAAAAACAGCGUUCCCCAAGAAAGUAGUCACUCAUUUGUUAUUGUUGCCGCGGACGAUGCAGCGUAGUUCUUAAGUUUUACGUCGAUUUUGUUAAGUAAUUUUUACAUGUUUGUUAAUUGUGUGAUUUAUUGUUUAAGGAGGCGACGUUUCUAGUUGCAAAGACUGUGUUCUACGGCCCGAAUUUGUUUGGAUUGGUUUAGUUGCUGGCAAAAGUAGCGCUCACUUCAAUUCUGUAUCUACUAAAUUAUUAAUAAACAGUUAUUUUUGCA